This is a messenger RNA of Poecilia latipinna (sailfin molly), 5761 nucleotides long. It is a transcript of the gene baz1b, whose product is annotated as bromodomain adjacent to zinc finger domain, 1B. The transcript is spliced from 22 exons. Bases 642 to 5573 code for a protein of 1643 amino acids. The record is from RefSeq and is a predicted model, not a curated record. Gene Ontology annotation, biological process: chromatin remodeling; DNA damage response. Gene Ontology annotation, molecular function: histone H2AXY142 kinase activity; histone binding. Lineage: Eukaryota; Metazoa; Chordata; Actinopteri; Cyprinodontiformes; Poeciliidae. Gene Ontology annotation, cellular component: WICH complex.
ACGGGCUGAGGGUUCUUUUGCCGGUGGACUAGAAACUCCCGCCAUUUCGACAGGGAAUUAACCUCUUGUUUGAUUGGGGAUACUUUCUUGUGACACUUGCGAAUAUUGUUUAUUGACAACAAAACCUCGACAGCACAGCUCAUCAGCAAAAAAGAUCAGGUCUACUUUAAAAAUACUUUAUUAGGACUGUGAAACUGCAGCCGAAUUGAGCUCUGGCUGUUGCCGCGAGUUUGAUUUCGGUGUGGCUCUCAUCCUUUCGUGUUCACCUGGAGGAACUAAAAGUUUACCAACUAACCCGUCGGAGCAAAGCUUUAACAUAUUUUACUUCCCGGAAUUCUGGUUAAAACCAGCGUGUCUCCGCAGCUGCAGAAGCGGAGAAUGUUGCGAUGAGGCCAUCGGUGAGAAGCGCACUGUUAUUGUUUUGCAACGAGAUAGCGAUCCAGACUGCUAGCUGAUUAACUAGCUUCGGCACGCUCAGAGCCGGGGCCUGCCGGCUGUAACGCGAGACGUGCUAUCCCUCGGUACAUAUAUUACCGACGCUUGGAUACAUGCUAAGAACUAUCACGGAAGUAAGGUUGUGCUAGUUUGUUGCCAGAAAGUCACGUUUAACCUCUGGCACUCGUGCCAUCUUUGGAUCUGCCAUGGCACCGCUUCUGGGCCGGAAACCGUACCCGCUGGCUAAGCCGCUAGCUGAGCCACCAGGCCCGGGAGAAGAGGUCUACAUCAUCGAGCAUACCAAGGAGGCCUUCAGGAACAAAGAAGAGUAUGAGGCACGCCUGCAGAGGUAUGAUGAACGCAUCUGGACAUGCAAGAGCACAGGAAGCCUCCAGCUUACUCACAAAGAGGCCUGGGAGGAGGAACAAGAAGUCACUGAGCUGCUUCAGGAGGAGUACCCUCUGUGGUUUGAGAAGCCAGUCCUUGAGAUGGUCCACCACAACACGGUGUCCUUAGACAAACUGGUGGAGAUGGCCUGGGUGGAAAUCCUCACCAAGUAUGCUGUUGGUGAAGAGUGUGACUUCCUGGUAGGAAAAGACCAAAGUUUGCGAGUGAAAGUGAUCAAGAUUCAUCCCUUGGAGACCCCAGAGGGGGAGUCGGGUGAGAAGAAGCUCGAAGGUGCCUGUGACUCCCCGUCCAGCGACAAGGAGAACGCAAGCCAGGAGAACCAGAGGAAGGAGCCUCCGUCUCGAGAGGAGGAGAACAGAAGGGAGAGUCUGAGUGACAGAGCGCGGCGUUCUCCGAGGAAAGCUACCACCGCCAUGAAGGAAGAGAAGAAGAGAUGGGUCAUGCCCAAAUUCCUUCCUCAUAAGUAUGACGUGAAGCUCAUCAACGAGGAUAAGGUGAUCAGCGAUGUCCCAGCAGACAGUCUCUAUAGAACAGAGCGGCCUCCAACCAAGGAGAUCAUGCGCUACUUCAUCAGACACUACGCCCUGAGGCUGGGCAAAGGAGAAAGUGCCCCCUGGGUGGUCGAAGAUGACCUGGUGAAAAAAUACAACCUGCCCAGUAAAUUCAGCGACUUCCUCCUUGAUCCGCAAAAGUUCUUGGCAGGAAACCCGUCCACGAAGCGUAAAAGCUUGACUUCUCCCGAAGGCAAACCUAGCAAGAAGGUGAAAACCGGUGACACUCCUGGAGAGGAUUCAGGGAAUGAGAAGGGAGAGAAGAAGAAGAAAAAGAAGAAGGAAGGGUUGCCUCUUAGUCCCACCAUAUGGGGUCACAUGCAGAAGGUGAAAAUGAACGGUUCCCCUCUCAAGGUGAAGAACUCUGGAACUCCUAAGAAGGGAGACGGAAAAGGCUCUGCUCCCUCCACUCCAAAGUCUGGCAAGAAGACCGGGGACAAAAAAGAUGGAAAGAAAAGCGGAAAGGGUGGCGAUAAGAAACUCGACGUUCUAAAAUCCUCCAAAAAAGACGGAAAAACUGGCGAUAAGACACCAAAAAUGAAGCAGAUGACUCUGCUGCAGCUGGCUAAGGGAACCGCCGCAGGGAGCCCGAAGAAGCGAGCUCGCAGCUCCAGCCUAGGCACGCCCAAGCUUGGGAAACCGCUGCACCCCAUGGCGUUGCACCUCGUCCGCUACUACAAGGAGCACAAGGGAAAAGAGGACAAGAAGACGUCCCUCUCUUCCCUCAUAACCAAAGCUGCCAAGACGUUGUCCGCCGACGACCGCGGGCGUCUGCCGGACGAGCUGAAGGAGCUGGUGCAGAAGCGCUGGGAGCUGCUGGAGCAGAAGAAGAGAUGGGCGGCCAUGAGUGAAGAAGAGAAGAACGAGGAGAUGAAGAGGAGGCGCGCCGAACUCAAAGAGAAGCUGAGGGAGAAGGCCAAGGAGAAGCGCAAGCAGGAGAUGUUGGUCCGCCAGGAGCAGUCGCGCAGAUACGAGGACCAGGAGAUCGAAGGCGGCAAAGCGCUGCCGACGUUCAAGCUGGUGGACAUGCCCGAAGGCCUGCCCAACACGCUGUUCGGCAGCGUUGCCAUGGUGGUGGACUUCCUCCACUGCUACGCCGGGCUGCUGAUGCCCGAGGACCAGUAUCCGAUCACGGCGGUGGCGCUGAUGGAGGCGCUGGCCGGGGAGCGCUCCGGCUUCCACUACCUGAACCGCGUGCUGGUGGUGCUGCUGCAGACGUUGCUGCAGGACGAGCUGGCCGAGGGCUACAGCGAGCUGGACAUGUCCCUGUCGGAGAUCCCGCUCACCAUGCACUCGGCGUCGGAGCUGACGCGCCUGUGCCUGCGGCCGUGCGACGCGCACGACGAGAGCGCCCAGGGCUCGGAGGACUCGGGCGCCGUCGGCGGCUACGACGACGUGGUGAGCAGCGAGUUCCUGGAGAAGCUGGAGACGGUGGAGGUGUUCGAGCUGAGCCCGGAGGAGAAGGUGGACCUGCUGGUGGCGCUGUGCCACCGCAUCCUCAUGACCUACUCGGUGGAGGACCACGUGGACGCCAUGCAGCAACGCUCGGCCGAGCUGUGGAAGGAGCGCCUGGCCAUGCUGAAGGAGGUCAACGACCGCAAGAAGGCAGAGAAGAAGAUGAAGAAGGAGAUGGAGAGCAAAGGCGAGAAGAAGAAGGAUGGGCCAGCUAAAAAGGAGAGCAAGAAGGAAGUGAAGGUGGAGCCGGAGCCGGAACCCGAGGACCUGAUCAGCCUGGUGAAGAGCCGGCGGCUGAUGGCCAUGCAGGCCAAGAAGGAGAAGGAGGAGCUGGACCGGCAGAACAAAGAGCGGAUGGAGAAGGAGGCCGAGGAGGAGCGGCUGCGGAAGCAGAAGGCUGCGGCGGAGCGCGCCUUCCAGGACGGCAUAACCAAAGCCAGACUGGUGAUGCGCCGGGCGCCGCUCGGCACCGACAGAAACCACAACAGAUACUGGCUUUUCUCCGACGUGGUUCCCGGGCUGUAUGUCGAGAAGGGCUGGGUACACGACGGCAUCGACUACAGCUUCACUCCUCCACCCGAGGAGAAAGCGGCCGAGCCAGAGAUGGAGGAAGAGGAGGAGGAAGGCAGUGAGGCGGCUUCAGUUCCCGACUCGCAACCCGAUUCACAAGGGAGAGAAGCUGAAAAAGACGAUGCAAGCGUCGACGGCGCCGCAAGUGAAGGAGUCCAGCAGGGGGCAGCACCGGAUGUCUGCAUUGAAACAACGAUUCCCAAACAGGGACAGAAUCUUUGGUUCGUCAUCGACAGCCCGGCUGAGCUGGAGGAGCUGGUGGAAAGUCUUCAUCCUCAGGGAGUUCGAGAGAGCGAGCUGAAGCUAAAGAUCCAAAGCAGGUACCAGGACAUCCUACACUCCAUCUAUUUGAGUCGUAAAUCCAAACUGGGACUCAGGAGCUGCGACGGCUACGCCGAGCUGCUCAAGUACAUGCGCAGCGACAUCCAGGAGAUAGCCUCCAGGCUACAAAAGGGAGGACUGGGCUACCUGGACGACAACGUAGACAUAGAAGAGCAGCUGAAGGACACGGAGAGCUUGAAGGACUUUGGCGAGUGCAUCAUCACGCUGCAGGCCUGCGUCAUCAAGAAGUUCCUGCAGGGCUUCAUGGCUCCCAAACAGAAGAAGAAGAAGAAACAAGCAGGGGAAGAAAGCAGCAAGGCCGAGGACGUGGACGAGGAGAAGAAACUAGCAGAGGAGGCCAGGGUAGCCACAGCGGUAGAGAAGUGGAAGUCGGCCAUCAGGGAGGCGCUGACCUUCUCCCGGAUGCACGUUCUGCUGGGAAUGUUGGACGCCUGCAUAAAGUGGGACAUGUCUGCCGAGAACGCUCGCUGCAAAGUCUGUCGCAGGAAAGAGCUCAGGAAGGACAUGCCUCUAAGGCUGAUGGAGUGUAGGACCAGACCCAGACAGGGAGGCAGCAGAAAGCUCAGAGCAGAGCAGGGUAGAUGUGUCAGGCAGGUCUACGUCGAGAGCCGGCAGCUCCGCACGCCCUCAGGUGAUGAUGAGAAGCUCAUCCUGUGUGACGAGUGCAACAAGGCCUUCCAUCUGUUCUGCCUGCGACCGGCUCUGUACCGCAUCCCCGCUGGGGAGUGGCUGUGUCCGGCCUGCCAGCCCACCGUGGCCAGGAGGGGCUCCCGCUCAAGGAAUUAUAAACAAGACACCGACGAAGAGGAGAGCGAGGAGGAGUCUGAUGAAGAGUGCUCGGAAGACGACGACGAGGAUGAGGAAGAGAAUGACUACAAAGCCAUGGGGCACAGCUUGAGGCCGAGGAAGAAAAACAAGCAGUCUUCAGCACGACAGAAGAUCUCCAAAAGUAAAGCCAAGAAGGCGUCCAGCAGGCAGAGCAGCAAGCAGAGAGCCGGGCCCAGCAGCCCCGCAGACAUCGACGAACUGGUGAGGCAGAGUACCCAGACGGGGGUCAGCAAGCAGGCGCUGGAGCUGGAGAGGUGUGAGGAGAUCCUGAAGAAGCUGAUGAAGUUCCGCUACAGCUGGCCCUUCAGGGAGCCCGUUUCCCUGGAUGAGGCCGAGGACUACCUUGACAUCAUCUCGGAGCCCAUGGACUUCCAGACGAUGCUGGGGAAGUUCGGCCAGGGCUCGUACCGACACGCCCAGGACUUCCUGGAGGACAUGAAGCUGGUGUUCUCCAACGCGGAGGAGUACAACCAGCAGGGCAGCACGGUGCUCUCCUGCAUGGGCAAGACGGAGCAGACGCUCACCGAGCUCAUCCAGAAGCUGCUCCCCGGAACCAGCUACCUCCGCCGGCGCUCCCGCAAGCGCGUCAACCAAGCUCCUCCUUCAUCUGAGGAGGAGGAGGAGGAGGAAGAUGAAGAGGAGGAGGAGGACGAUGAAGGGGACUGCGAAGAGCAGGAAGAGGAGCCCAAGAAGAAGAUGCAGAACGGCAAAUCGAACCGGAAGACGGGCAGGAACGUUCGGGGCCGGAAAGCGGAGAGCGAGAGCGAGGCGGACAGCGAGGAUGAGGAGGAGGAGAGCAGCAGGAGGAGGAAGAGCAAGAGGACCUCCGGCGCCUCCGGCAGGAAGGAUUACAGGGAGCUGGACAGCGACGGGGAGCAGGGCACGAGGAGAACUCGUCUGCGGGGGGGGCGGGGCGACGCCAGCAGCGACGAGGAGCAGCCCAGCCAUCAGCAGCGACAUUCCAAGAGACUGAAACGCUCGUGAAGAAACCAGGGUGUCUUCUCCCCAUCAUCAUCAUCUCUGGACCACAGGCUCUUCUCUUCCUCCUCCACCUCCUCCUCCUCUCCCCACACAAAACCAGCAGGACUCAGAUCUCAGAAGGACUGGUUUUUGGUUAACAAAUUUAUGUUCACAUUUUGGAAAACAAAGAAAACUGAUUUAUAUUUGUAACA